This is a messenger RNA of Trichosporon asahii var. asahii CBS 2479, 1299 nucleotides long. RefSeq lists its product as uncharacterized. The record is from RefSeq and is a predicted model, not a curated record. The transcript has 6 exons. Lineage: Eukaryota; Fungi; Basidiomycota; Tremellomycetes; Trichosporonales; Trichosporonaceae. Bases 1 to 1299 code for a protein of 432 amino acids.
AUGUCCUACGCUAAGGCCACCAAGUCCCACAUCCCCGAGGGCGAGAUGCCUGAGCCCAGCCAGGAGCUCCUCGACGGCUCCACCUCCUCCCUUGACGAUGCCGGCAACGAGGCCGCCGGAGCGAAGAAGAACGUUCAGCAGGCUUCCGGCAAGGCCAGGGCCACCCUUGCAGAGGACCAGGCCGCUGAGGCCGAGAUCAAGGAGCUUACUGCCGCCGAGAAGCUCGCUGCUGAGGACGUCAAGGGCAGCCUGAGGAAGGCCAAGCAGGACGUUGACGCGACCACCAAGUCGUCGAAGCCCGUUGACAAGAACUUCGGCAAGCAGGUCGAGUCGGACGCCAAGGCUGCCGCUGAGCAGGCCAAGAAGGACGCCAGCAAGGCCGCCCAGCAGGUCGGCGAGACCUACGACAAGGUCAAGAAGGACGCCGACAAGGCCGCGAAGGAGCUCGGCGAGAAGUACGACGCCGCUAAGAAGGACGCCAAGAAGCAGCUCGACAACGCCGCCGACCAGGCCGGUAAGGCUUACAACGCCGCCGCCGACCAGGCUGGCAAGGCUUACAACGCCGCCAAGCAGGAUGCCGAGAGCAAGUACAACGCUGCUGCCGAGGUCGCCGAGAGGACCUACAACUCUGCCGCCGAGUCUGCUCGCGAGACCUACGAGGAUGUUUCCGAGGCCACCAAGAAGGCCACCGCCGAGGCCCAGAAGCAGCUUGACGCUUCGGCCAAGGAGGCUAAGCGCAAGUACAAGGAGUACAAGAAGAAGGCUCAGCAGGAGUGGGACGAGGCCGAGAAUGCCUUUGCUGCCUACUGGGAGAAGGGCAAGGACGUUGUUCUCCGCCCCAGCACCCUCGGUGGUCUCCUCGGUAUUGUGAACGUCGGUCUCCUCGGUGGUCUCGGAUACACCGCCUACAAGAACAAGGACAACCGCCCUUGGGACCCCCAGGUUGUUGGUGGCGCCAUCGCUGGAACUCUUGCUCUUUUCGGUGCUGAGGGCUAUCUCGCCGAGUCGUACCUUGAGACUGAGGAGGGUCGCGCGGAGGCCGAGCGCGCUAAGCGCGAGGGCUCCAGGCUCUACCUCGAGGCUAAGAAGCGCAUCCUGCGCCCCGACGUUGCCGGCGGCAUCAUGGGUCUUGUGAACCUUACCAUCCUUGCCUCGCUCGGAUACGUCUCUUACAAGAACUGGAACCAGCCGUGGGACCGCCGUGUCGUUGCCGGUGUCGCCGCCGGUCUCUUCGCCCUUACCAACGUCGAGGGAUACGUCGCUGAGCAGACCCUCGAGCGUGAGAAGAGGCGCCCUUAA